AUGGCGGCGAGGAAUGGCACCGUAGUGACAGAGUUCUUCCUUAGUGCAUUCACCGAAUGCCCUGAGUGGAGGCUUCCUCUCUUCCUGGUAUUUUUCAGUUUUUACCUACUCACUCUGCUGGGGAAUGCAGGAAUGAUCAUCCUGAUCCGCAAGGAUCGCCGGCUCUGCACCCCGAUGUACUUCUUCCUCAGCCACCUCUCCCUCGUGGACGUCUGCUACUCGUCUGUCACCGUCCCUCAGAUGCUGGCCGUGCUGUGGGAGCACGGGGCAGCUUUACCCUACGCACGCUGUGCGGCCCAGUUCUUCCUCUUCACCUUCUUUGCCUCCCUUGACUGCUACCUCCUGGCCCUCAUGGCCUAUGACCGCUACGUGGCCGUGUGCCGACCCCUGCUUUACGUCACCGUCAUGACGCAGAAGGCCUGCUGGGGCUUGGCGGCCGGGGCUUAUGUCGCUGGUUUCUGCAGUGCGUUGGUGCGGACGGUCACCGCCUUCAGUCUGUCCUUCUGUGGGGACAAUGAGAUCAACUUCAUUUUCUGUGACCUCCCUCCUCUGUUAAAGCUGACCUGUGGGGACAGCUACCCCCAGGAGGUGGUGAUCAUUGUGUUUGCCAUCUUAUUACUUCCAGUAGCUAUUUUGUAGAUUUCAUUGAACUUUCUACAUAGACCAUUAUGCAUUUCUCUUGCAUUUGUGUUUCUUACUCCUAGACAAUAG
Molecule: messenger RNA, 711 nt
Organism: Manis javanica (Malayan pangolin)
Lineage: Eukaryota; Metazoa; Chordata; Mammalia; Pholidota; Manidae
Source: RefSeq, a predicted model, not a curated record